GGAGGGUGGAGGGGAUUUGGGCGUGCGCGCCAAAAGGGGCGGCGAGUCGGACAGAUCUGAUCUUCCUCCCAUCUUCGUGUCCCCCCCCCCCAUUUCUGGAGAGGUCGAGAGAGGGCCCUGGCGCCCGAGGGCUCCCCUCCAGCCCGCUCUCCUCGGCAGACAUCCUCGCUCGCUCGCGCCCCGUCCCGCCCUCGCCGCUCCAAGGCUUCCCCGCUUCCCUCCCCUCCUCCACUGACGCAGUCCGUGCUGCACCAGAUCCUAACAUGGCGGCGGCGAGGUGGUGAAGAGCGCGGCGGCGGCGGCGGCGGCGGCGGCGAAAGGAGACUCCGGGCCGAGCGGGCAAGCGCGGCGGCGGCGGGCGGGCGGUCUUCAAAAUUUGAAGCCAUGGGAGUGAAAAGCCAGAGACCUCGUUGCUUUUUUGACAUCGCCAUCAACAACACACCUGCUGGCAGAGUUGUCUUUGAGCUGUUUUCAGAUGUUUGCCCAAAGACAUGUGAGAACUUUCGCUGCCUUUGUACAGGUGAAAAAGGUACAGGAAAAUCAACUCAGAAGCCAUUACAUUACAAGAGUUGUUUGUUUCACAGAGUUGUAAAAGAUUUUAUGAUCCAAGGAGGUGACUUCAGUGAAGGAAAUGGGAGAGGAGGAGAAUCAAUUUAUGGUGGCUUUUUUGAAGAUGAAAGCUUUGCUGUAAAGCACAACAAAGAAUUUCUCCUUUCAAUGGCCAACAGAGGGAAAGAUACAAAUGGUUCACAGUUUUUUAUAACAACCAAACCUACCCCUCAUCUUGAUGGGCUUCAUGUUGUGUUUGGACAAGUAAUCUCGGGUCAAGAUGUUGUAAGAGAAAUAGAAAACCAGAAAACAGAUGCAUCUAGUAAACCUUAUGCUGAAGUACGAAUACUAAGUUGUGGCGAACUAAUCCAAAAAUCCAAAGCCAAGAAAGAAGAGAAGAAAAGACGCAAGUCAUCAUCCUCAUCCAGCGAUUCUGAAAGUUCAAGUGAUUCAAAAUCUUCUUCUGAUUCAUCAUCUGAUUCUGAAAGUGCUUCUGGGGAAAAAACAAAGAAGAAGAAAAAGAAGCACAAAAAAAAUUCCAAGAAACAUAAGAAAGAGAAGAAGAAGAAAAAGAAGAGCAAGAAGAGCUCAGCCAGUGAAAGUGAGACAGAAAAUCCUGAAUCACAGCCACUUUCCACAGUCCGUCCUGAAGAGAUUCCUCCUGUACCAGAAAACAGAUUCCUUAUGAGAAAAAGUCCUCCUAAAGUGGAUGAAAAGGAAAAAGAGACCAAGAGCAGAGAGAAGGAAAGGGAGAGUAACCCAUCAAACUGUCAAUCAACAUAUCAGAGAAGGCUGCUAGUGACUAGAUCUGGACGAAAAAUUAAAGGAAGAGGACCACGGCGCUACCGAACACCUUCAAGAUCCAGGUCACGAGAUCGUUUUAGGCGCAGUGAGACUCCACCACACUGGAGACAAGAAAUGCAAAGAGCUCAAAGAAUGAGAAUAUCAAGCGGAGAAAGAUGGAUAAAGGGAGAUAAGGGUGAAGUUAAUGAGAACAAGAAGGAUGCUGCAAAUCAGAAAAGCCCAGGAAGAGGAAAAGAAAGGAAAGCAUCUGACCACAGGCAAAUUUCUGAGAGCCCAAAUAGGAGAGAAGGAAAAGAAAAGAAAUCAACAGACCACAAAUCUAGUAGUAAAGACAGAGAGACAAGGAGGAAUUCUGAGAAGGAGGACAAAGACAAGCAUAACAAAAGCAAAGCCAAAAAAAGGGCUCGAUCCAAAAGUCAGAGCAAAAGCAAAGACGUGUCAAAAAGUAAGGAGAGGGACUCAAAACUCAGCAAACAUGAAGAAAAGAAAGUGAGACCAGGAAGCAAAGAGAGGGACUAUGAGAAAGAGAAAGACAAAGAGAAAUCCAAUGAUUUUCGAGGAAGAGAAAGGAGCAGAAGUAAAGAGAAAAAUAAAAGGGGAGGGUCUAAAACUAAUGGUCAGAAUCAUACAAAAAGUAAAGAUACGGAAAAGCAUACAAAGUCAAAGAGCAGAGAACGUGAACCAUCUAAAAGCAAACACAGCUCAAAUAGUAAGACCAGAGAGCGAAGCAAAAGUGGAGACAGAGGGAAAAGAGCCAGGUCCCGAAGUAAAGAACGAGACCGCAGCAGAAGUAAAGAUUAUUCAAAACACAAAGAUAGAGAAGUAAAAAGAAGGGGAAGAUCAAGAAGUAGAGACAGAAAAGGCACACCAGAAAGAUCUAAAGGCAAAGAAAACAAAAGGAGGAAGGAGUCGCAGAGCUCUGAGAGGGAGAAAAGUCGAAGUAAGGACCGGCAUAGGAAUCAAGAGCACAGAAGCUCUCACAAAAAAGAUGAUGCUGAAAAAAGAAGGCGUUCUAAAAGCCGCGACAGUAGCAGCUCAGAGACCAAUAAGAGCAAAAAGUCCAGUAGAGAUCAGGAUAGGAGUCCUGAUUCAAAGAAAAGACGAAGCAGCAAGGACAGGGAAUCGAAAAGAUCAUCUUCACGCAGGAGUAAGGAAAAGGAAAAAGACAGGUCCCGGUCCUCAAAAGAAAAAGAGGUCAACCAAAAAUCUAAGAAUCAGGAGCGAGAUCGUGCCCGUGGUAAAGAUAAAAAAUCUGAUCAUGAAUCGAGUGCUGGGACUGAUGAAGACAGACAUGGAUAAUUUGAUGAACUUGAUGUUUCCAUUCUGCCUCCAGGUUCUAGAGACAUGUUGGGGAACAUUUUUUUUUUUAAUGUGGACUUCUGUUUGGUCUUUUGAUAAUCCACAGCCUGGAUCAUUUGUACUGCUAAAGUUUUAAUAAACUUGAAAUGGAAAAACAAGUUUUAUGUGUAAUAUGGUGUGCUGUGUUUUAAUAUUUCAGAGUUUAUGUAUCCUGCUUCUGUGUUAUCAGAAGGAAACAUUGUAUUGCAUUUACAUUUUAAUUUAGAUGACUCACUACAAAGAAACUGGUUGGGCUGAAAAUAAAUUAAAUUUAUUUUAACCAGUAGAAAUCUGCCUACUCAUGUCUCAGAGAACUGCUGUUACGUUCAUGUUAAUAAAUAAUAAUACGUUAACAUUGCAGGACUACAAUAAGGAGACAGCUAGUAUAUAAUAGAGAUGUGGAAGGAGGAAGGAUAUUCUGCAAUUUGAAGUGAAGGUAUCGGUUUGCCCAAAAUGCUAUACUGCUGUUGCCAUUAAGGAAAAAACAAACCAUAAAUCCCUUUGGUCUUUGGAACAACCAUUUAUUAUGAAUGAAAUAUUUUCAGCAGAAGCAGUUCUUUCAGAAAUGGUAAUCUUUAUAUGCUUCUGGGUAACCACCAUUUUAUUUUUGAUUCAGGCUUCCCUGUAGCAGUGCAUUUUGUAUCCUGUGUUACUGUAUUAUGUCUCUUGUAGAAGAUUGAAUUCUGCAUGCUUUGUCUAAAGGGGAAAACUUUCUUCUAGAUAGGAAGUCAGAGUGCAACUGCAUUUAUAAGUAGGAUUCCCAGUUUUCUAACUCUCCAGUAGCCAUUUUGUCCUGUUAAUGAUAGUUUGUUGGGACCCAGCAUUUGUUCUGGACGUUGUGUAGAGUACAUCCUCAGUAGCUUGGAUGUGUAAGUUUAAAACGUGCACCGUAUGUCUUAACUUUUCUUCUGCCUGAAGAAAUGAAAAUGAUGAGGGAGAAGUCCUUUUUCUAUAGCUUGUGCUGCAACUGCUCUUUCUGCUUCCAUUUUUCUAGCAGAUGUUGAAAAGUGCAACAAAGAGUAGAGAAGAAGGGCUGAAGGUAGCAAGGGAUGCAGUAAUCAGAUUCAGGCAUCUGUCAGAGAAACCUAGGUCUACAAUGAUUCAUAAAAGAUUUAAGACUGGGUCUCCACUCAGACUUGGGAUAGGACCAUCAGCUUGUCAUCUACUUGAGAAAUGAAGGGCACAUGGGAAUACAUACACAGCACACAUGCAUAACAUCACCAGUAAAAACAAGCAAAGAACAAAUGCACAUCCAAUGUAAUGAAGUUGUGAGUGUAAGGGAUUAAAUUUUGUUCAUCAUUUAUUCGCAGUACAUCUAUACUGGGCAAUCACUUCAGUUAUUUUAAGUUUAAACACCAUGCAAGCUAUUAGACUAUGUAAGUUUCAAAAGUUCCCCCUGGAUACAUGGGAAAACUUGUCUUUAGGGUAAAAUACUUUCAACUGUUGCUUAAGUAAAAUGGAAGAGGAAUGUAUUAUAGUUUACUGUGUUCUUCCUUUAAGAAAUUAAAAACUUCAGGCUAUAAAGCAUGGAUGCAUACAGAAUUGCUUUUUGUCUGCUAUGUCAACAAACUGCAGUUAAUUUUGAUGACAGAAAUUGUUUUCACUUGCUAAAUUUGUUUCCCCUAAUACCAGGAUUGAUGUGAAUCAGUUAAACCUGAGCUUGGUGGCAUUUUUGUGAUCGGGCAUAUUUGGUGACCUCAAUGGCAGUGUGAAAACCUGACUUUUAGUCACAGAAAUAGAAAGCUGACACACAUUAAAAGGUAAUUAGCAUCCAAAGUACAUGAUGUAUGCCAAGAAUACUUCUGCCAUGUGUCUUGGUCCAUAUUAUUUCACAUUAUGAUGAAAUUACGAUAAAUCAAAAGCACCUUAAAGAUUAACGUAUUUGUUAAGAAAUUGCUACUAUGUCACAGACCAUAGGGUGUGUAAAAUGUAAUCUUCAAUGUGUGCCAAUUAAGGGUUACACUUUUACACAUAAUGAAUUGACUAUGGACUGUGGUCCACAAAAACAUACACAAUAAUUAGUGAGUUGUUAAGGUAUCACAACACUCACUGUUUUUUACUGCAACAGACCAACAUAGCUGCCCUUCUGAAAAUUAUGAUAACUCAAGUAGUAAUACUUCGCAUUUACCGUUUUGCCCAUGUUAUUAAACCCAAUUUCACAUCUAGAAAAAUGGUUAUUUGGCGAUUCCAAACAUUCAUACUUAUAGAACAAACAUGUCCAUUUUGCUGUAUGCCUCUUUUCUGUAAUUGCCCAAGAUUGAUCUUGAUGCUCAUCUGCAGCUCCUAUUUUGCUAAGUGCACGAUACGCUGUUGUGGGUUAAAGAACAUGGCAGAUGGUAAUAGCCACAUAGUUGUGUCCCACUUAGGAAAGUCCUGACAUUCUCUUUAGUAUAUUGUAGCCUCAUUAACUGUUUUAGUUGUUCCAUACUGGGCCUGAAAAAAGUGUGUUGGUGUACUGAUAGCAAAUGGUUAUCUUAAUUUCCUGUCUCCACUGUUGUGAAACCCUAAUUCUGUGAACUGCUUCAUUAAAGUACAAACCCACAACUUUGAUCUUUUAGGGAUCUGAUACUAUGUCAUUUUAUAAAGAGCCCUGAACCUGCAAUAUACCCUUCUUUAGUGUUCUUUAGUUCUUGAAAUUAAAGUAUGUUUGAAUCACUCUUCCUUAAAGUAUUUAAUACAGGAAGAGAAAUAGUAUGUGUUACUACAGCUCCAUUAUAAGUCGUAAUGAAAAACUAUACCUGUUAAUAAUACAGUAAAAUCUUUAGGAUGUACAACAAAACUCUUAUACUGUGCUAUUACCUUUCUAGAUUGUCCUAUGCUUUGUAUAUUUUUUGAAGAGUAUGAUGUUUCAAGAGGGAGAUUCGUUCUGUGUUUUUGUUUUUUGUUUUGCAUGCAUCAAAUUUGAUUGAUCUGUUUUUCAGGAAACUAAACUAGUAAAAGAAGGAAACUUUUUUUGUAAUUCCCAAAGUCAUUUUAGAUGUGGAUAUUUAAAUGUAUUCACUAGUCCUGUGCAAAUAUUAAAUCUGGAUCCAUGAGGAGGAACUGGGAUUACACUGGUGGGACCUAGCCCCUUUGGGAUACCUGCCCUAUCUCUUCCUGACAGUUGCAUAUUGAAUGUUUGCAUAGCAACUCACAUUCCUAGACUCAGUGCAUAUAAGACAAUCCAUAUGAUCUGCACACCUCAAAAUAAAGGUGCCAGGGUCACAAAGAUCAGCUCUGCACAUUGGCCUCUGUGUGCAAUGUGCAAAGAUCAGGUGGGAGCAUGGGUGGGACAUUGUAAUCCUGAUCCUCCUCUUGUAUAUAUGGACUUAAUAUCUAUCCAGGGAUACUGGAAUAUUUUGAGUAUGAUGUGAUAAUUUAGUCUUUAAUUUGUGAAUUGCCAUGGCCUCAAUCCAAAGAAAGCUGAUCAAUGUGAAAUGUUGGUGAUGAAAGCCCACUGAUUUCCACUGAACCUAACUGACUAAGGCUGUAAUUCUGGGAGUAAAUCCCACUAAAGUUUGAGGCUUACAUCCAUGUAGGAUUUUACUAUAACCUGUCCUGAACUGAGUCCUAUGUGUGCUUGUGUCAGUAUUGGAAAGCAUGCUACCCAGGUAAGUCAGUUUGGUAUUCUCUUGUACGUGGGACUACACAGAAACCACAGAGAUUGCUUACCUGUACUGUUUUUCUUUGAGUUGCCCUCUGCAGUCUUCUUCCUUGCUGCAGGUGCUGUUGUUGGCCUGCUCUGUUGGGAAUAGGGUUGGGAAUAGGCUUCCCAGCAAAACCUAACUCUAAAAUGUUCUGAAUGUUGCUCUGUGGAGUUGGCAGUGUAACUGCACAGAUGACCAUUCAAAGAACCACAGUUCCAGGCAAGCAACCUGUCUUUCACCCCAUCAGAGAAUGGGAAGCACAUGGUUAAUUAACAGGGAAUUUUUGGUCACAGCACACAUAGAAUGGAGGAAAGGGUAGCACGCAGAUGGAAUGUGUUGGCACAAAGCUCAUAUGUAUCUUGGAUUAAUAAACUGAUAUGUGUAUCCAAACCAAUGAGAACCUGAUUUGGGGGAGGAUUUUUUUUUUGCAUAUAAUUAAUUAAGCCAGUGAAGAAAGGUAAGCCCCUCGGCCUUAUCUCAUAAAAUAACUCCUACCUCUCCAGCUCAAGCAAAUAGUGUCAAAUUGUAUGUUAAGAUUAUUCCAUUGGAAGGCAAGCAGCCUGAUGACACGAAUCAGGUUGCUCUAUCUUCUCCAGUCUGUUUAUUUACACUCCAAAAACAGAGAGAUGGCCACUAGAACCAGUGGUUGGUUGCAGCAUUGGCUCUUCAGAUAUGCCAUGUCUAUGUGUGUCUGUAUCUCACAGUAUAAAAUGUUUGUUUUCAUCAGCAUUCUAAAGAUACAUAAAACAUGCUGUCCUAAACCUUUGCACUAAUAUAUUGCAAUAGUUGAGAAACGAAUUGCUCGGUUUAAAAUUUUGCAACAUUCAGAGCAUGUUUGUAGCAGAACUUGGAAUGGUUUUCAGUUAGUAUAUAUAGCCCCUUUUGCAUAUACCUCUGUAAAGUUGUAUAGAAAAGGAAAUAUAUUCAUUUUGGUAUGUUCUCUUAAAUGUAUUUUUAAAAAUAUGAUUAACUUACAGCAGCCUUUACCGACUCUUGUGUCUUCCACGUUUUGGACUACAGCUCCCAUCAGCUCCACCAGUGUGACGGUGCUGCUUGGGGUUGGUGGGAGUUACAAGUCCAAAAUAACUGGAGGGCUCCAGGUUGGCAUAGACUAAUGAACAGUAUCCUGAACUGGAGUACCUGGUCAACAUUGUGAUGACUGUUACAUAGGGACUGUUAACCUUCAUAGGGUUACAUAGUCACUGAUGUGUUGAAACAGAUGGAUUUGGGGGGUACCAAAAUAGCUCUGUGUUGCCUGAACUGAGCGUUGGAAACUCAUUGUUUUGGAAAUUUUUGUAGUUUGUAAUUCUCACCUAGGAAGGACACAUGGAAAUGUGAGUGCUUGGUAUGGAACAUGCAACUUGUAUAUUAAAAGUAUUUUGAGAAGCUAAA
Molecule: messenger RNA, 7709 nt
Organism: Podarcis muralis (Common wall lizard)
Lineage: Eukaryota; Metazoa; Chordata; Lepidosauria; Squamata; Lacertidae
Gene: PPIG
Product: peptidylprolyl isomerase G
Biological process (GO): protein peptidyl-prolyl isomerization; protein folding
Cellular component (GO): mitochondrion; cytoplasm
Molecular function (GO): cyclosporin A binding; peptidyl-prolyl cis-trans isomerase activity
Source: RefSeq, a predicted model, not a curated record